Lottia gigantea (owl limpet) is the source of this 1953-nucleotide messenger RNA. RefSeq lists its product as hypothetical. The record is from RefSeq and is a predicted model, not a curated record. NCBI's taxonomy places the organism in Eukaryota, Metazoa, Mollusca, Gastropoda, Lottiidae. The coding region runs from base 1 to 1953 and encodes 650 amino acids. The transcript is spliced from 3 exons.
AUGGCUACAUUCCAUUCUAACCUAUCUUUAAAGAUGGCACAUCUAGCAAGACGACCAAAUCAAGUUAUAUUAACACAAAUACAAACAAUAAAAACUAGUGCUACUACUCGUACUUCUAAAACACGACAUCAUCGAGAAUCUUCUAGUGAUAAAACAGUUGAGAAACCAGUACCUGAGAAAUCAAGUAAAAAACCAGCACAGGUGCAACCAGCCCAGCCACCAGCACCACGUGAGAGGAAGCGAAGAUCUGAUAUCAAUGAUGUGAGCAGACAAUCUAUCUCUCCUGGUAAAAAAGUUAAAAGUGAAAAUGUGAAGGAACCAAAUUCUCCGCGUAAUAUUAACACGAACAGUAAAGAGCUGAAAGUGGAAGUUGAGGAUAUAGGAUUAUGUAAAAGUAAUAACUCCUCUUCCAAAGACAAAACUUUAAAAACUCGCAGAAAUCCAAACGGUGCUAAAACUAACAAUUCUGAUAAUAAAAACCAUUCGCCAUCACCAGUUGUCGCGAAGGAUAAAAAACCUCCUGUUGAGUCAAGUGCUAAGGUGAAGGUCAGUGCUAAAUCGAAACUUUCUACAGGAACUGCCAGUGAAAACAGGAAGUGCAAAAGUGAUAAAAGCAAGGCAGCUAAUAAAUCUAAUGAUGUCUGUGGCACAUCAGUUUCCACCACUGCUGAUAAAAAUUUAAGAACUCCAAAACAACUACCUGUAGAUAAUGACUCAAGUGAUGUUAAAGAGUCGAUUGAUGAAAAUAAAACAAACAAUACAAACAGUGACUCAGUGACCCUAACAUCUUCUAGUUCUAAUAUUGAUAAAGUUACAGACUCUAAUAUUUCCUCAGACAGUGAAGAUAUGCACUUCAAAAAGCAGCUAUUGUUAACAAGUGGUACAAACAAUAACAAAAGCGAGAAUUCCUCAAACGUUAGUGGAUCUAUAACGUCAAAUAUUGAUGUGAAUUUAUCCGUUAUUGAUCAAGUGACAAAACUAGCGAAAGCUGAAAAACUAGCGUUGAAUGGAGAUGGGAAAAGUGACAGCGAAUCUUCAGUUAGUGUCUCUCAAACCUCAGUGUCUGUUACUUCAAGGGAACAGAGUGAAAAAGUGGAAAUAAAAACUCAGGAAAUAAAAAUCGAACGAUCACGAGAAUCAAACAUUGGAUUUCAGGCCUACGUUUCGAGAAGCAAUCCAACUACUCCUGCAAUGGAUGAACGCUCAGAUUCACGUGCUAGUGAUGAACGCUCCACCUCAAGUGUUCAUCACGAAAAGAGACCUAGUUCUCAAUAUGAUGAUCUCAAAAAGAGAAGUCCAGCUUCAAGUCCUUUAGUGAUAGACAGACACGAUCCAGUGCUACCUUAUCGUGACCCUGAAUUAAUGAAACAAAACCCUGUCCAUUUUUUAGGAGGUAUGAUGGGUCAUCCAAAGACAUUGAGUCAAUCCUCUUCAUAUCAAACAGUUCAUAAUCCCAUACCAGCUACGCCCUCAGCUCUUCCUACCAGUACAUCCUAUUCCUCCCAUCAAAUAACAAGACCACUGCUGACAUCUUUACCCAAUCAUUACCCUAUUCCCCCUCAAUCUCUUGGAGCCAUUACUCGACCUCUUUCAUUACCUCCUGGAUAUAGUCAGCUUGAUGCUCUCACUGCCCACGCACAACAUCAGCAACUUGCUGCCAUGCAGUUCCAAAAUGCAGCACAUCUCAUGCAUUUACCGUAUGCACCAUUAUCAGGCAACCAUAGGUUACAUCAGUUAGAGAUACUAUGGCAGCAGAAAUUCCCUUCUAUCCCUGUUCCACCAUCUUGGUUGUUAGUGAAACAUCAAGAUGAGUUACUAAGUGAAGUCACAUCCUUGCAUCAUCGUGAAUUGGAGCGAGAAAGAUUGGAUCGCGAGCAGAGGGAGAGAGAAAGAAUGGAACUGGAGAGAGAAAGAAUGGAGGCUGUUGAGCGAGAACGCAGAAAAGAAAGGUAA